AUGCGAUUUUCUAUCCUCAUCGCGGUUUCGGCCCUGGCCACCGGAAUUGUCAGCCAGCCGUUAAUUCGUCGCGCGGAAGAAGAGGAACCGCCCUACGACGUUGGCGGUGGCCCCUCCGGUCGCGGACACAACCCCAAUGAUGGAAUGCCUCCGCCUGGGGGACAGCCAGACUGGGGAAAGUUUGAAAGGCAAAUGGAAAGCGAAACAAACAGGAUCAAUAUCGUCAUUUCCCCCUCACAGACCAAACAGCGGGAGGGGAUGGGGGAGAAGCGGAAACUAGGGCUGUUCUUCAGGUCUCGUGAUAUGAGGGUCCGGAUGCUACAGUUGGCUCAGAGCAUCUCGAUGCUUUCCGUUCCCGACAAGGCACCUUUCACUAGGUGA
Messenger RNA from Pyricularia grisea, 381 nucleotides. RefSeq lists its product as uncharacterized. Lineage: Eukaryota; Fungi; Ascomycota; Sordariomycetes; Magnaporthales; Pyriculariaceae. The transcript is spliced from 2 exons. The record is from RefSeq and is a predicted model, not a curated record. The coding region runs from base 1 to 381 and encodes 126 amino acids.